GCAGAAGACAAGAAAGAUCAAAGUCAAGCAACAAGAGACAGUUGAACUACAGAAGACAAGAGACAUCAAGAGUUAGAGGUACAAGACAUGAAACACCCAUUAAAAGAUACAGAAAAAUAAAAAGUGACCUGCAGUUACAAGAUAUAAUAGCAUGGUCAGGGGACAAAAACACUGACAUAAAGAAAGAAACAGUAGUAGCAAAGGAGAAGAAGGCCAAAAUGAACAUAUUAGAUCAAGAAAGAAUAUUACCAGUAGAAGAU
Cetraspora pellucida is the source of this 260-nucleotide messenger RNA. NCBI's taxonomy places the organism in Eukaryota, Fungi, Glomeromycota, Glomeromycetes, Diversisporales, Gigasporaceae. The record is from the annotation of a GenBank genome assembly.